Molecule: messenger RNA, 4524 nt
Organism: Trichoplusia ni (cabbage looper)
Lineage: Eukaryota; Metazoa; Arthropoda; Insecta; Lepidoptera; Noctuidae
Gene: BTBD9
Product: BTB/POZ domain-containing protein 9
Exons: 15
Coding region: 215-2155 (646 amino acids)
Biological process (GO): modulation of chemical synaptic transmission; circadian behavior; adult locomotory behavior
Molecular function (GO): protein binding
Source: RefSeq, a predicted model, not a curated record
UCAUAAUAUUGUCAGAUUGUCAGUGAAGUCAAAUCACAAAUGGGUAAAUGCGAUUUAAUUUGUGAUUUUGCAAUUAAAAAUAUCGAAUAUACCGAUCUGUACUAAACAAGAACAUUGGGUGUUUAUUUUUAUAACAAGAUUGAGCAUCUUUAGGCAAUAUUUAAAACCCCAGAAAAUCUUUAAUGCGUAUCAUAUUUGAUGUGAACCUGGGACAAUGAGUAGCCAGCACCAGUACAUGAGUGUGAACAACACGUCCACUACACGCGUUGGCGACAUUGAACACAUUAGUCACCUAUCAGAAAACAUAGGGUCCCUGUGCCUAUCGUCGGAGUACUCCGAUGUGACCCUCAUAGUGGAGGGGCAGCGGAUCCCCGCGCACAAGGUCAUCCUCGCGGCCAGUAGCGACUACUUCCGAGCGCUGCUGUAUGGCGGCAUGAGGGAGGCCAACCAGGCUGAAGUGGAGCUGCAGGCGCCACUACAGGCCUUCAAGGCUCUCCUACGAUAUGUUUACUCAGGUCAUAUGGGCUUGUCCCUACUACGCGAGGACACAGUUCUCGACAUGUUAGGCCUGGCUCACCAGUUCAACUUCCAAGAGCUGGAGACAGCUAUAUCUGACUACUUGAGGCAGGUGCUCGCGCUCAGGAAUGUCUGCUCCGUGUUGGAUGCGGCGAGACUCUACGGGCUAAAGGCGCUAAUGGACUAUUGCUACAACUUCCUGGACAGGAAUGCUAUUGAUGUCCUGCAGCACGAGUCCUUCCUGCAACUGUCUGUUGAAGCCCUGCAAGGUCUUCUAGAGCGCGAUUCAUUCUUCGCACCAGAAGUGGACAUCUUUAAAGCGGUUUGCAACUGGUUCAACGCCAACCAACUGUGGGUCAAGUCUGAGGGCGGACAGGCACAAGUCGAGAAAAUAUUGAAAUGCGUGCGCCUAACUCUAAUGAGCCUGGAGGAGCUGCUGACGGUGGUGCGGCCCUUCUCGCUGGUGACGCCCGACAUGCUGCUGGACGCCAUCCAGGAGAAGACGCAGACCAAGAGCACCGAGCUCCGCCACCGGGGACUGCUGGUGGCGGAGGAGAACGUGGCGACCCCGAAGCGCGGCGCGCGCGUGAUCUCGGGCGACAUGCGCUCGGCGCUGCUGGACGGCGACACGGACACGUACGACAUGGAGCGCGGCUACACGCGCCACACCAUCAGCGACGCGCCCGACAACCCCGGCAUCUGCGUGCGCCUCGCCGCGCACACCAUCAUCAACCACAUCCGUCUGCUGCUGUGGGACCGCGACAACAGAUCAUACGCGUACUACAUCGAGGUUUCUGUGGACCAAAAAGACUGGGUCCGCGUGAUCGACCACAGGAACUACUUCUGCCGCUCCUGGCAGAACCUGUACUUUGAGCCGAGGGUCGUGCAAUACAUCAAGCUGGUUGGCACCAGCAACACUGUUAAUAAGGUGUUCCACGCAGUAGCGCUGGAGGCGAAGCACACGGUGCGCGUGCCGCCGCUGCGGAACGGACUCAUCGAGCCCGUACACAACGUGGCCACUGUCGAACUGUCCGCCGUCGUCAUUGAGGGCAUCAGUCGUUCCCGCAACGCCCUGCUGAACUGCGACACGGAGCACUACGACUGGGACCAGGGCUACACGUGCCACCAGCUGGGCUCGGGCGCCAUCGUGGUGCAGCUGGCGCAGCCCUACCUGCUGUCCUCCAUCCGCAUGCUGCUGUGGGACUGCGACUACCGCCACUACUCCUACUACGUCGAGACCUCGCUCAACUACUGGGACUGGGAGAUGGUGUGCGAUCGGACGAGGGAGGCCUGCAGAUCAUGGCAAGUGAUAUAUUUCAAGCCUCGACCUGUUUCCAUAAUACGUAUUGUUGGAACAAAUAACUCUGUUAAUGAGGUGUUCCACCUGGUCCACCUGGAGUGUCCUGCGCAGGUGGAGGACGCGCGCGAGGACCCCGCCGCCAAGAAGCAGCGCCCCGCACACGACAACAGGCUCAACCCCAGUAAUGGAUCGUCGUCGUCGUCCCCUCCGCCGAGCAGCCCGGCGGCGCCGGCGUCGGCGGGCGACGCGAGCGACGCCGACACGGAGGGCGGCGGCCGCGCGCGCUCGCUGCCGCCCGCCGAGACCGCCACCGAGGCCGACGAGAGGUACGCCGACUGACGCGCGCGCCACACAUGAGCUGCCAAUGUACUCGCGGCUAUCAGUUGCAUACUUGACCACACGUCAUGGCUAUACCACAGUAAACUUAAUAGCGACUACCUUUGACCCGCUCUACGUGUAAAUACUAAUAAAAUGAAUCGAUUCUAAAAGUAACUACUUCAAAAUUAGUCUGUGUCUCCUAAAUUUGAUGUGUGGUCGACGAUGCAAUGUGCUUGACCUACCCGGAUUUUAACAAUGAAGUUGAGAUUGGAGACGAGUAUGAUGGUGAUGAUGACCAGCAUUAAAAAAUCUUUCUAGUCCGACAGAUAAAUAUUCAUAAAAUAUUCGAAACGUAUUUUGCUAUUAUCUAAUAAGCAGUAAAAAAUUACAAAGAUAAACUUCUUUAAAGUUCAAGAAAGCCAGCUUGUGACGUAGCAACUUCAAAAAAUGUAUAAACUGAAGUGACGUCACGUGUAAGUUCCAUUCAUUGGUAUUUAAACAAUUUUUGUUGGACAAAAGAAAAAAUACGUCGUCAUUAGCAUUCAUUAAACUAUAUGAAGGACAAUGAAAAUGUCAUCAUCUCUAUUAUGAUUGCAUUAUAUAAUAUCGUCACUUAAACUUAUGUUGUCGACGGCUACCUUUGGUACGUAUUUAGCGUGUUUGUUUAUAUCUAUUUGUUUACUUAUAACCUAGUAAUCGAUAGAUAUAGAUGUGGGAUUAAUGUAAGUUCUUACUGAUAUGUUAAUGCAUAUCACGCCGAAUGUAAAGGCAUUUUAAAUAUAAAAUAUUGUAAAAUUAGGCCAUCUUGGAAUUGUGAUGUUUGUCUGUCACAAUCAAUGUUUCACGAAUAUUUCAACUGCCAUGAUUAGUUAGUUUUAUUAGCACGCGAAUUUGAUUUCAACGAAUUAAUUUAUGGAACAAAUUAGAUUUUGUAAAUUAUUUUUAUGAGCAAUUUGAGUGUUCGUUUGUGUUGCCACUUACUGAAUGACACCCAUUAUAAAUAAAUAAAAUAUAUAUAAAAAUCAUUUCUGUUAUUAAUAUAGCAAAUUCCACUGGACACGUUAUUAGUUUGUGAAAUAUUAUUCGGUUAAUUCACAAAAGACCUGCACCUGUAUCAUAAGCUUUUAAUUGUGGACACCAGGCGGCGCUCCGUGCAAAGUAAAGGGGCCAUCUAGCCCCCUCAGUAGUAGUCUGCUGUAAGAACUCGUAUUAAACGCGCUGUUUAGUUAUUUAGUUUGUAAGCUGAUGUUUCUAGUCUGUUCUGUCACUGGGUGUAUGGGGGUGCAGAAUAAUUUCAACUCCUUAACGUUUUAUAUUGAUUUUAGAAACUCUGUUUUUAGUCUAUUAUUCAGGUUUGAGAUACUUCGUAAGUCGUGACGUAGAUUUUUUUGCACCUACCCACCCAAUUUUGUACACAUGGUAAAAGAGAUAAGUUUUUAACUGAGUAAAUAAUUAUUCAUUAUUUACCGUUAGGUUCAACUAUCUAAAAAGUGAUUAUACAAUUGUCGUGAGUUACGACAUGCAUAAAAUUCUAUUGUUCUAUUGUAUUGAAUUGAAGAAUAAAUAAAUCUCUUUUUCCGUCUGUAUAUAAUUUAGUUUGUCGGUAAUUUUCACCGUAAAUGUAAGCCAUCGUAAUUUUUCACAUAUUACGUUUAUGUUAGGCAUAAUAAGGAGACUAUAAUAUUGUGUUGUGAUAAGAAAAUAUUAAAAUACAAAUAAGCAAAAAUGUAAUUAGUCGAUAAUUAUUAACCUUUAGAAGUAGUAAAUUCUAUUAUAUUGGAACUAUAUUGUUUGCAUUCCUCAAUAGAUUAUCAUAGGCUAAAUUCUCCUUAGAAAAAUUGAAAGAUUUUUGUAUUUGUUCUGAUUUUUUGAGUAAUCUGUUUUAAACUUGUGUUACCAUGUUACACCAUCAAUAAAAACCUUAUCAUGUAACAGUUUUAUAUUUUAGCUAAUCUUUCGUAUAUUGGACUUUAAGUAACAUGUAAGUAAUAAUACUGGAUUGUUUAAUAUUAUUGUAUCCUAUAUAAGUAGACAAGUAGGGUAUGCUUGGGAAGUUUGAACCAUAUCCUGAAGUGGGGAUGGGGAGGGGUAGAGGUUGUUUUUACUAUUCCUAAAAGGGGUUUAUAAUCAUAAUAGAUAUACUAUUGUUUAAUUGCCAGAAGGUGUGUCAGCAUAUUAUCUUUUGUUAAAUAACUUUCUCUAUCCCCAAUUUGGAAUAUAGUAUCAUAAGAAUCACUGUGAUAAAGAUUUCAACCAAUUGGUUUGAGAAAUUCUAGGAUAAGACGGAUUGGCAAGUUAGUUGUGUAAUAUCUUUUGAUAGUGAUUGUAGUUUCUAAGGCAGCUAACAAUAAUGGAGCUUAUAAUAUGUUUUAAUAAAAAUAUCGAGAUUU